GUUCCUGUGUGACAGCGUUCCAGCCUUUUUCCCUUCUCUCAGUGUGCCUCGUCCAGCCUGCAGAGAAAGUUGCCCUCCGCUGUGUGAUGUUUAAUAGCAGAGGCGCUGUCUGUCUGAUUGCUUUUCCACUAACCUCAAGUAACCCUGACGCCACAGAGAAAUGGCGCGAACAAGUCGUUUACCUCCCCGAACUGCGAAAGUUUAAGUAUGACUCGUCGUGUUGCUGUGGUUGGAGGAGGUAGUUCGGGUCUGGCCUGUAUCAAGUGCUGCCUGGAUGAGGGGCUGGAGCCUGUCUGCUUCGAAAGCAGCGAUGACAUUGGUGGACUGUGGAGGUUUCGGGAGAAUCCCGAGCCAGACAGGGCCAGCAUCUACCACUCUGUCAUCAUCAACACCUCCAAGGAGACUAUGUGUUUCAGUGAUUUUCCCAUCCCCGCACACUUCCCCAACUUCAUGCACAACUCCCUCAUCAUGGACUACUUUCGGAUGUAUGCUGAUCACUUCCAGCUCACUAAAUACAUACGUUUCAAUACCAAAGUCUUGCAGCUGAAGCAGAGAUCAGAUUUUUCUCGUUCAGGCCAGUGGGAUGUUGAGACAGAGAACAAGGAUGGCAAAAAGGAGAAACAUAUAUUUGAUGCUGUGAUGAUCUGUAUUGGACACCACUGCCACCCCAACAUGCCUCUCCAUGACUUCCCAGGCAUUGACACUUUCAAAGGAAAGUACUUCCACAGUCGAGACUACAAAACUCCUGAAGAGUGGAGGAAUAAAAAAGCUGUAGUGAUUGGAAUAGGAAACUCUGGAGGAGACAUAGCAGUGGAGCUGAGCAGAGUCACCAAGCAGCUUUACCUGAGCACUCGAAGGGGAGCCUGGAUUCUGAACAGAGUUGGGGACAAUGGCUUGCCCAUUGAUUUGUUGUUUAGUCGGGCAAUGACAUUUGUAAAGAAAAUCCUUCCCUUUGGUGUUUUCUGUGAUCUGGGAGAGAAAAGACUCAACCAAAGAUUUGACCAUAGUCUGUACAAUCUAAAGCCAAAGCACAGGUUGUUCAGCCAACAUCCCACAGUGAACGAUGAGCUGCCUAACCGCAUCCUAUCUGGAACAGUUCAGGUGAAACCCAACAUCCGCAGAUUUCAAGGGUCCAGUGUGGAGUUUGACGAUGGAAGUGUAGUGGAAGAUGUUGACCUGGUGGUCUUUGCCACAGGCUACAAGUUUUCCUUUCCAUUCCUGGCCUCACAUGUGGUCUCAGUGUCUGAGAACAAAGCAUCUCUGUACAAGUAUGUGUUUCCUCCUGAGCUAGAUCUCCCCACUCUGGCUAUCAUUGGUCUAGUACAGCCACUGGGAGCCAUCAUGCCCAUCUCUGAGAUGCAGGCCAGAUGGGCCACACGUGUCUUUAAAGGCUGCGUCAAGCUUCCUUCAGUGGCUGCAAUGCUUAAAGAUGUCCAGUGCAAGCAGGAGACCAUGGCUAAAAGGUAUGUCACCAGUCUGAGACACACUAUCCAGGUUGACUAUAUGACCUACAUGGAUGAGAUAGCAGAGCUGGUGGGGGUUCGACCCAGCAUCCCGAGGCUGAUGCUGACUGAUCCCAGGCUGGGACUGAAUGUGAUGUUCGGUCCCGGGUCCCCGUACCAAUAUCGUCUCAGAGGGCCAAAAAAGUGGGCUGGGGCCCGCCAGGCCAUCCUCACUCAGUGGGAGAGAGUGGCUCAACCCAUGCAGACCAGGCCCUGUGAUGAGCCCAAAGCCAAGAGGUCACUGAAGUGGCUUCUGUUUCUGUCAGCUGCUGUUGUGGGUUUGGCUGCAUACAUUAACAGGAACAGCCUUCAAGCUUUCCUACAAGAUCCCACAGCACUGUUGGACAGGAUAAAGGUGUACUGACUGCUCAGUGAUGUGCAAUUAAUACUCAAACCAAUUCAGCUGUGAUCAGUCUUCUAACACAUUUACACACAUGAAUGUAGUUUUAUAUAAUAGCACCCCCUCUCCUGAAAUGGACAAAUACAAGGAGACUGUACAUGAGUCCACGAUGCCACUAUAUGAUGCCUUCAAAGGUCAACUUAAGUUAUACUAUAUUAAAAAAUAUUCAACAUAUUACAUUGUGUGAUUGCUAGGAUCUGGGUCAUCCUUUAAAAUGAUUUAACACUCACCUGUAUGGUGCAGUACUUUGGGCAGAAAUGUGUCUAAUGCUUUUGUGUGGUUUCUGAUUUCAAUCGAACAUAUUAGAAAAUCGAUGUAAACUAACUAACUAAACAGUUUGUCAAAAAUGAAACAUGAGUUAGAUAAUCAAGAAAAAUCUGUGAUUCUUCUAUAUAUUUCAUGGCUGAAACCAAGUAUAGAUCUAUAUGUAUAGAUCACUAUUACAUCCUUUGUCUUUUCACGUGAAUCAUUUUCUUUAAUUUGAAAAAAUAUAUAUAUUUCCUUACAGUAUUUGUUUAUCUAUAACUUGCACUAACCUGACACAUUCUACAAUAGCCAAUGAUAGUAAUAAUAAUGAUAAUGGAAAACCACAUGUAACUCCCUGCAGAGAGUGCAACAACUGAUAACUACAACAAUAAACAGUGAUACAA
Thunnus maccoyii (southern bluefin tuna) is the source of this 2552-nucleotide messenger RNA. RefSeq names its product flavin-containing monooxygenase 5-like. Lineage: Eukaryota; Metazoa; Chordata; Actinopteri; Scombriformes; Scombridae. Gene Ontology annotation, molecular function: N,N-dimethylaniline monooxygenase activity; flavin adenine dinucleotide binding; NADP binding. The transcript has 13 exons. Bases 208 to 1866 code for a protein of 552 amino acids. The record is from RefSeq and is a predicted model, not a curated record.